This is a messenger RNA of Pectinophora gossypiella (pink bollworm), 7911 nucleotides long. It is a transcript of the gene shtd, whose product is annotated as anaphase-promoting complex subunit 1. NCBI's taxonomy places the organism in Eukaryota, Metazoa, Arthropoda, Insecta, Lepidoptera, Gelechiidae. Gene Ontology annotation, cellular component: anaphase-promoting complex. Gene Ontology annotation, molecular function: molecular adaptor activity. Gene Ontology annotation, biological process: metaphase/anaphase transition of mitotic cell cycle; anaphase-promoting complex-dependent catabolic process; protein K11-linked ubiquitination. The transcript has 26 exons. The coding region runs from base 134 to 6370 and encodes 2078 amino acids. The record is from RefSeq and is a predicted model, not a curated record.
AUUAAAAAUUGUAACUCGUUGCGGUUAUUUGCAAAAAGUUACAAAAAUAAAUACAAAAGAUAGGUGUUUGGAGAUUUUUGUGUUUGUUGCUACCCGACCUUUCACAAUUAUUUCAAAUCUGGAUGAGAUUACAAUGAUCGCUGCCUCUGAACCACUGGAGUUUGUGCCACAUGGUAGAACAGUGCUGGCAUCCCACCCGUCACAGAUCUACAGUAAAGGCCACAACACAUCGGCUUCGGAGAACUCUCUGCUGUACAAGUUGACGAACUUCGCCAUCAAAGAUGAAAGUCUACUGGAGGCUAAAGAUGCAGAGGAGAAAGAGUGGUGGUGCGUGCGAGAAGUGUAUUAUAGAGGCAGCGAUGAUUUUGAAGAUGACUCACAUCAAUCACCCAAAGAUACGAAAAGCGAAUACAUGUCAGAAUCUUUCCGACCACAGAGUCGGAUUAAGAACGACUUUAACAUCUCUAUCAAAUCUGAACUAAUGAGUGGAGUCAAGAAAAUGGAAACAGAUUGCGCUGGAUCCGGUGGUUCGAGAGGUGGCAGUGCAAACAGUUCCAGUAAUCUGUCAAAGAAGUUCCAUUUAAAUAGCGGACAAAAUAAGCAGACAAGCAAAAAACCGUUGAAUCCAAAAACUGAUGCGGUGUACGAAGAAGAACUGUAUGUGAAAGGAUGCACUGCUGUUUGGUCUAAAGGACUAAUCUCAACACCAGCCACAAAACUCUCAGCACCGGAGCACAGAGAGACAAUCUCCUGUUACACCAUAGAGAAUCCCAUAAAACACGCAGCAUUCGCCAACUUCCACGUCUCAAUCAACAACACUAUGCUAAUUGACGCACUGAACUCACAAAUUGGAGACGUGAAACAAAACAUCAAGAUUGAAGACACCACAGAGCAUUUGGAAACCAAAAUAAUGCCCUCCAUUCUACUUGUUGACAGUAAAUGCAUGAGAGUUUUCGCUACAGACGGACGGGAGUAUAUAACCAGCAUACCGUUCCAAGUUAAAAAGGUUUGGCCGAUGAAAUACGGAGUCUUAUUGGAGAAAGAUGCGACACCAUUGCUGCACAACUCGUUUCUCCCCACGUCUUUCAUGAAGCUAAAUGAAUCGCAUAAUAACAGCACAUUUUCAAGGUCCAAGAACUAUCCUUUUAACAUGAGCGCGAAGUUGCGAGCAGAGUCAGUCUCAGGCUACGAUCAAGAUGUGCCAUUGCCUACUUGUUUCUCACUCUCUCAUCCGUUAGACGAAGUGACUCCUAUAUUGAUGAAGUCACCAGCACAAGGUCUACAAUAUUACAACGAUGGAGACAUACAGAUUAUAUACGUUAGCACUGAUCCGAGCAUAAUUCUGCUCUAUGACUGGAAGUUAGGGUCGCAUUCUCUGUGGAAGAUACGUAAAGCUCUCAGAGACGAAUGCUUAGCUGUUUGUCCGAAUAUGAAUUCGACAACGGCAGUGUUUAGCCAGUCGUGUGAUUUUAUAGGCAGUCCGAUGCACAGUAAUGUUGGGAAGAACACGACAAACUGGGUGACGGGAGUUAGCAGUCCGUUUCAGUCGAAGAAGUUGGGAACUCCAACGUUUUCGCGGUCAAGACAAAACAGUCCGAUGGCCAAUGCGUUUCACCAACAAGGGAUGUCGCCUCACGCGUCCAUAGGUCAAGCGUCUUCAACUUCUAUGCUGGCGAAUACAAUGGUCCAGAACCCGCCAUCUUUACCCUUGUAUCCUGACAUAUGCUUGGACCAUAUUUGGACUGAUAAUCAAACGAUAAGAAGGGAUCCUAUCGAAACCUCGAAUGAUACAAAGACGUUCUUACACACAGACUUGGUGGGGCAUGAUUACCUAUGCUUCAUGGUGAAAGUGAGUGGCGUGAGCAGACUACAGAUAUUGAGGUUGCAGAAGUCUCACUCCCAUGGGCAUUCGUCAAAGACCAACCUGAUGGUGGGGUCAAUAUCUAUGGUGCUAGCGAAGGACGCCGUGGUGCUCGACCAUUUGAAAAUGAUCGCUCUGAUUGACGAGUCUGGGAAUAUUAUUCUGCAGUCUGGAAACAGCGUUGUGGGCAAAGUGCACGUGGGCGGAGUCCUAGCCCGGCUCAUCGACUCCCCGUACGCGGCGGGUUCUCUGCAGUCCCCCUUCCCGCGCCGCAGCAGCCUGCUGCCCGCCCGCCUCGACGCCGCCUUCGACGACUCCGCGCUACACCUACUCUCGCCAGUACCGCACCCGUCUAAGCCGCGACAUAAAGACACUCUCGGUCUUCGCGCGCUCUGCGACGCGGCGGGGUCGCGCAUGACCCUCGUGUUUGAAGGUGGCACCAUGUACCGGAUAGCUCUGCCGCGCGUCUCCGGGGGCGACCUCGUGUCCAGAUGCUGCACUGCACUCAAAGCGGUGUUACCCAAGGAUAUUGCUAUGCAGGUGAUAAUAAAAUGGUACGGUGUGCGCAACGCUCCGGGCACUCAGGACUUGACUCUGGAGCAAGAGUGGAGCAUGUUCUCAUCUCUCCUCUACUCGCUGUUGGGCUACGACGUGGAGCGGCUGGCUCAACCCAAACAGCCAGAUGACCAGGUGGAGCACGUAGAAGUGGCCACAAAGAAGCAAAGGACGUCCAGCGAUGGGACUCAAGAAGAUUGGGAAUACAUGCUAAAUUCCAAACUGCACAAAAGCAUAGGGAAUUCCUUAGCCAACAUACUCAAUCUGAGCCCGCUUUCCAUACCAGAUAGACGACCAAGAACUGCCAAAGCAAACGUCGAAACUCCCCAGGUUCAAUUCAACUGCAACACUUUGCUAUUCCCUUACAUAAUCAACGUUCUGUACUCUUUCCACUUGGUUUACGAGGAAAUAAAACUGAACACGCUUCUAAGCAAUAAUUUGAGACCGUUAUCUUCGUUUUUGUACCAGAUUUCGAAGGAUUUGAAAUUAAAUGCGUAUGUGAACCAUUACUGGUUGGAUUCUCCGACGGAUUUAGACUUGGAUUACGAUGAGGAUGAUUCGCAAAUGUCUCCAGCUGUGUUGAAGAGGUUGUCGGAGCCGAACUAUUUCAGUGCGGAGCCGCCGAAUAUAUUCGCGUAUAUAAAUGCGAUGUUGAACGACGUCGACACUGGAUACUAUCCGUAUUUGAGCGAAGUGAAUACCAUGUCCAAGGAUAUUAUUGAAAUCCUGUCAAUAGUGGGGUGCGGUCGUUGCGCAGGAGUGGCGACGGUGGCGGGCCGCGACACCAUGGCCGCGUCCACGCCGCGCCCGCACCGGGACCACACCCGGCACGCCACGCCCUACCACCAGGCGCUGUACACUGCCAGCGAGAGAGGCAUGACUCCGCGUGACAUAGCCGCUCUGCCACCAGCUAUAAGCUUACUGCUGCUAUCCAUAUUCUCGUGUUGUAAGAGCGAGCCCCCGCCAGACUGGGGGGCGGAGGCCUACACGCUGGCCAUGAGGGAGGACCUCGCUCUGCAGGCACACAUCGCCGCUACACUCACAAACACUACCCACUAUUUGGAGAGUCUAGCCCUAGAAGUCCUUGAGAAGGAGACAGCGUUCUCCCAGACCGGCCAGGUCAAUGAACCGCUGCAGAGCAAGAAGGAGGAGAGUGAGAACAUUACCGGCAUGGAGCAUCUCAACACCAAACUACUCGGGCUACUGUAUCCUAGAGAUCGCAGAAUGUCAGAAGUGACGAACCUCCUCCAGUCUUCGAUCCCUGUGACGAUAAACCUGACGCAGCGGCCUGAAGUCUCCGACCACGACUUCAUCGAAGAGCAGGAGAAGCAUCUUCAGGCGCUGUCUACGAGGACCAUGGCGCUGCCAGUUGCAAGAGGCAUGUUAACCCUGCGAAGCUUGCCCUGCGCCCCCACCGAGCCCCUAACCCUCCCCCCGCUGUGCGUGUCUGGGAGAGGCCCGCCGCCCCGCUGCAACAGCAUCGCACUUUCCUCGGAGACUUCAGCCACGCAGCUGGUAUGGCCGACCUUCCACAACGGCGUCGCUGCAGGCCUAGCGCUCGUGCCAUGCUCAGGAUCCAGCAUACACUCCAGCUGGGUGCUCUACAACAAGCCCAGGGGUACAGCAGAUAUGUCGACAGAGCACGCGGGCUUCCUGAUGGCGCUGGGCCUGAACGGCCAUCUCCGGGACAUGCCCUUUAUGAACAUAUACGAGUACCUGGUCAAGUGCAACGAGAUGACCAGCGUCGGGCUGCUGCUGGGGCUCGCUGCUACUUACCGAGGUACAAUGGAUGUGCAAGCGACGAAAAUGAUGAGCAUCCACCUGGAGGCGCUGCUCCCACCCACGGCCAUAGAGCUGGACAUCCAACAGAACAUCCUGGUGUGCGCACUGCUCGGGCUGGGCUUGCUAUACCAGGAGACGCACCACGAGCACUACGCGAGAGUCUUGCUCGACGAGAUCGGCAAGCCUCCCGGGCCGGAGAUGGAGAACUGCGUGGAGCGCGAGGGCUAUGCCCUGGCGGCGGGGCUGGCGCUGGGCAUGGUGAUGCUGCGGGCGCAGCGCCGCGCCGACCACGCGCUGGCGCCCGCGCUGCGGACCUACAUGCUGGGCGGCGGGAAGCCGCACGCCGGCACUCAGAGAGAGAAGUAUAAGCAAGGCUCCUUCGCGGUCCGGGAAGGAGCCACAGUGAACCUGGACGUGACGUCACCGGGGGCCACCGUGGCCCUGGGCCUCAUUUACCUGAGGUCCAACAAUGCGGCCCUGGCUAGCUGGCUGGAACCACCCAACACGCAUUACCUGCUCGACUUUGUACGGCCCGACUUGCUGAUGCUGAGGGUUAUUGCCAGAGGACUGGUGUUAUGGGAUAGCAUAGAGGCGAGUGUGGAGUGGAUUGAGAGCCAGGUGCCCGAGACGAUCAAGCCGUACUGCUUCGUCAAGCCAACAGAAGAUAACAUCGACUACGAGGCUAUGAACCAGGCGUACUGCAACAUCGUGGCGGGCGCGGUGUUCGCGCUGGGGCUGCGCUUCGCGGGGUCGGGGGACGAGGAGGCGCGCGACGCGGCGCUGCACGCGGCGCGGCUGCUGCUGGCGCUGGCGGGGCAGAGCCUGGCCGAGCUGGCCGGCCGCUCCACGCUCGAGGCCUGCCUCUGCGUCUGCCUGCUGGCCGCCGGGAUGAUAAUGGCGGGUCGCGGCGACGUGUCGGUGCUGCGCCUGUGUCGGCGGCUGCGGGCGCGCGUGGCCGCCGCGGCGCCGGCGCAUGCGCUCACACACGGCGGACAGAUGGCGGUGCACGUGACGGUGGGGCUGCUGUUCCUGGGCGGCGGGCGCGCCACGCUGUCCACGGCGCCGGCCGCCGUGGCCGCGCUGCUGGCCGCCUUCUUCCCCAAGUUCCCCACGCACAGCGAGGACAACAGAUACCACCUUCAAGCGUUCAGGCAUUUGUACGUGCUGGCGGUGGAACCUCGCCUCAUACUGCCUAGGGACAUUGAUACUGGAAAACUGUGUUACGCUCAUAUACAGGUAAUAGAUUUAGAAGGUGCAGUGCGUGAGAUGAAGGCCCCCUGUAUCAUCCCCGAGCUGGACUCGCUGCGGGAAGUGAAGAUCAACGACCCUCGAUACUGGCCCAUCACCUUCCAGCGAGACCGCAACUGGGACCAGUUGAAAACCUUCCUAGAAUACACGUGGUGUGUUGACAUCAAGCAGCGGGCCGGCUGCUUGUCAUACCGUGAAGACCCUCACGGGUUCCUCACCCUGCUGGCGCAGAGCCUGACCCUGGACAAGAGCAACGUGUGGUCCGUCGCUGCCGACCACGGGGCCCCCGGCGGCCCGCCCGCUGGCAGUGCUGGCGUGUGCGCAGACUGCCUGGUGUCAUCCAAGAAGCGAGCGUCGUGGGCGGCGGCGUGCGGCUGCCGGGCCCUUAGCGCGGCCGAGCUGGAGCACGCGGCCGCGCUGCACAUCCUGACCUACGAGUGCCGCGUCAGGGACGCCGUGUGCGCCCUGCCGGCGAGGCACUCGCUCUACAAGAUAAUAAAUGCAAUGAAGACCGACCCGACGUCAUACCACGUGUGGCAAGUGAAGCUGCUUCUAUCACACGUAGAGCACUACAACAGGCAAACACUAAACGAGAUGCGUGUGGACGGACAAGAGAGCUCCGAACCUCUGAUAUCCAACGAACACGCGAUAGCUAUAAAGCAAAAAGUAGCAAACAUAUUCGAUACUUGGGAGCUGCAAAUCGCCCCUUACUUGCGGAAGUAUCUAGGCCUCCCAAGCAGCAGGAAGAUCAACGCUUGUGAAGAUAAUUUAAAAAAGUUCCUAAGCUCGUAUGUAGUGUAUCAUGAUUUACCGAAGAGCGCGGUGAAACUGGACAGUGACAGCGAAUUGAUGAUGAUUCUGGGGUUAGACGGGGCGGGUUUGAGCGCCGAGGCUGUGGGGAAGAUCGGGGAGCUGUUGAGGUGAUGGAGGAGGGUAGCGGGGGGGUACAAAACCCGAUCGCGGUGUCUAGGGGACUGUGAUAAGACUGACUGCCUAUAGUGGUUUUCUUUUUGCGACUCGUAUAAAGAACUUAAUGUGUGAUGGUAUCCUGAAAAAGUGGUUUUAGUGGACUUUUGUAUCAUUCUUCACCUGCUGUGUAAUGUCUUGAUAGAUGAAUUGGGUUUUUUGUCUGGUUCAAUUUUUUUUUUUUAAUAUGGCUGCUGAUCAGCGUUCCCAGAUUUUUUUGCCAAUCUGGAUUUUGGAACUUUUUGAGUGAAAAAAGCGGGAAUUAUUUCGUCGAAAGCGGGACAUAGUAAAAAAACGUUCUUGAAUAUUUAUCUUUUAAUUUGAGUUCAAAUUACGUUUACGUGACAAUAGAUAGCAAAAUAAACAAAUGAGAAUAAGAAAAGAGCGAAAGAGAAAGAGAAGAUGUCGCAAUCUGAGCCUGUCCCGCGCGGGACAUUAAAUUUUGAUUUAAAAAUCGGGACGUCUGGCAACGCUGCUGCUGAUGGAGCCUUAACUGCUUUCGAUUAUCCGUCCCUUUCAUUUUCGCCGUAUAAGAAAGUGACAGGUGUGCCUUAAAGAAAAAUUGGGAUUUGUCUGUAGGAACAAGCACCGAUGUUGGCAGUAACUAUGGCAGUGUUACAAAAGGGUUAUUCUAUAACUUCAAUUACGGUAAUUUCAAACGCUCGUGGUCUUCAAAAGGGUGUUACCAGACUAAUCGAUCGAUGGUAGAAUGGAUUAAUCGAUCGACGUCUGUCGUUUAGCUUAGUUUUUACCAAGAUCAAUUAAAGAAAGAAAGAAAGAAACAUUUAUUACUUCCGGACACCACAGACACAGACAGACAGGUACAUUACAUUAAGGGUGUAUGUACCCUUGCUCGGCGAUAAUAGAUGGCGUAAGUGUAGCCAUCCGGCCACCGUGAUCCAGUGGUUGAGCGUCGUGUUCUUAUCUGUCAGAUUUCAAGUUAUACUGUUUGACAGUUUCUUUGUUUAUUGAAAUGUGACGUCACCGGCCGAAAUAUCACUUGACCAACCGUUUUCGCGCGAAAUUUGAAAUUAGAAGGGAUUUUUUUUUCUAUUGUAUAAAGCUUUUUCGAGAAAAUAAAAUAUUUUAACAGCUAUAAAAAAAUGUUUGUUAUUUUUAAAAUAUUUAUCCGAAAACUGUCAAGUAGCCAAUGAGGGACUUUCCAAUCGACGUUCCCCGAACACACGAUAGAUGGCGUUGUUCACUUUUAACGUGAUAAUUACCUAUUUUCUCAUUGUAGGUUUACAUCAUUAUUCAAAAAUGUAAUGUUAUGGCAGAAGCAUAUACAAAACUAAUUGUUGCGUGGAAAAAACGUAACAACGCCAUCUAUCGUGUUUUUGGGGAACGCCAGCUAUCAGAUUAGUCGAUCAACUUCGAUCGAUUGGUUUAGUGACACCCUAAGUAGGUAUUCCAAGUUGUCUUGAUGGCAAAUAUUGUAAUUGUAAGACAAACUUUUACAAUGUAAUAAUUAUAUAUUUAAUAAUGAAAUAGAUACGAAA